AUGUUAUUCUUGUCUGCUUUUGUACUUUUCGCUAUAGCCUGGAUUUCGACACGAGUUAGUAAUCAGAUCAGACCUAUUCGAGUUUAUCUUUUUCGUGCUCAUGAAGAGGAAAUUGAAUCUGAACCAGAGUUAGUAGAUAGCGUUAGUCAAUCUCCAAUCAGCCAGGAGAAUGAGCCCCAUGAUAACGAGGACGAAGUCGUCUUCACAGAAUCAGAGAAUAGUGAGGCGAAUGAGGAUGAAGAUGAGCUUCGAGAUUAUUUAACAACUCGCAAGCAAUGUAAUUGA
Messenger RNA from Protopolystoma xenopodis, 285 nucleotides. NCBI's taxonomy places the organism in Eukaryota, Metazoa, Platyhelminthes, Monogenea, Polystomatidea, Polystomatidae. The record is from the annotation of a GenBank genome assembly.